AAUGAAAUGUCAAAUGUGUCGACGGUCGGCAAAGCUGAAAUUAACAAUUUUUGCAUCUUAAAAAUUUACUGGAUUCUGGUAAAUGUUUUGUGUAUUAUGUGGACCUUUGUAAAAGUAAGUGUCAAAUGCAGUUAAAAACAAAGGUUCUCCUAGAAAUAUGCUAAAAUGAUUCCAUUAAAAGAUAAUCAAGAUGUCGCAUCAUUUCUUGUCACCAAACACUCAUGGAAGGGGAAGUAUAAAAGAGUGUUUUCUAUUGGAACUCAUGGUAUCACAACCUAUAAUCCAGAUAGAUUAGAAGUAACAAAUAAAUGGUUGUAUUCUGAUGUAGUCACAAUUUCCUCAUCAAAGCAUUCUAACUCUACCACUAAUCAUGACUUUACUCUGGUUAUGAAGAAGGAAAAGAAAAUAGAUUCCAUGAAAUUUUCCUCUGAACAUAAAUGUCUUAUUCUAACAGAAGCUUUUAAAUAUCGAAACCAGUUUGCUGAAAAACCAAAGGAUGUAUAUAGAUAUCAAGCCUACAAACACCAUUGGAGUGGUACUCGUCUACCUAUAGUGCUUGAAGUAGGACCCUGCUCUCUAGAACAACUGGAUCCCUCUACACACACACUACUCGCCAGCUACCCAUACAAUGAUAUCCAAGGAAUACUACCUGUUAAAGAUGUUCCCGGUGGUUUUGUGAUAGCUCUUGGGGGAUAUAGUCGCUUACACAUGUUCUCCAAUGUAAUGGAUCAUCAAGGAAUUGUAAAUAAAAUGUUGGAAAUGGCAAAUCUUACACUCAAUAUAAGCAUUAAAGUUCUAUCAGCCAUGAUCACACUUGAUGACUGCCACAAUCAGAGAUUUGGAAAGUAUAGUGGCGACCAACAUCAGACAUCUUUGAGUGAAUUUUUAGUACAUAAAGUGAAUCCUGCCAGACAUAUGGAACCAAUGCGGCGGACGUUGUGUCUAUCUGAUACUUGUAUUUUGGAAAGAGAUCCACAAACUUAUUCUGUAGUUUGUUUGCGACCGUUAAGCGACGUAUUUGCGUUGGUUCGAGACCCUGAUCAUCCACAAAAGUUUUCCAUCGAGUAUUUAAACGGACAAAUGAGAACUUAUCUUGCAGGAGAUAGAGAUGCAUUGCUAGCGUCUCUACUAGACGGUGUACGUGGCUCUGGCCAACGGGACGUACACGUACGUAUGACGCGUACGCCGCGCGGCUAUCGACUGGGCCCGUUACAUCAGCCCGUUGAUGAGGAAACAGAGUCAAAUCAUUUGCGGCUUUUUCAAAAUCCAGUGGGUAUGUCACGAGUGGAAGUUAUUGAACGUUUCAACUCUAACAUUGGAUACAGCGGCCUCAUAUACUCAGUCAGUCAAGACGCUCGUCCCCUGUUGUGGCUGUUUCUUACCUGGGAUCUACGUCUCUUUUCGGAGAACAAAGAAAAGUUGAUAACUGGUGCACUGAUCGCGUUGGUUAGUAGUGCGCCCUCUGGCUCUAAUCUCACGCCGCGUGAAUUGGAAGCACAGUUUCACGCACUAAGGCGAUUGUGCGCUAGCAAAGUUGGAUUCGCUGCGUUUACUGCGUUGCCUGGUUUUCGCGAAUGGAUAGGCAGUGCCGUUGUAUCCGCAUUGAGACGCGAAUCUGCCGCGUGUUCGCACGCUGCUUUAGAAGCUGUAUGUGCACUCUUGCAACCGAUGCACGCUGAACCCGAUCUGAGACAGGAACAGCUGAAUAAAGCCAGUAUGCUGUCGUCUCAGCCAUUCCUGGAGGGACUACUGUCUAUGUGGGCACAGCAUAUUACUGCAGGUAGUGGCGCCCUUGUAGUAGGAGCAAUGUUGGAUUUCCUUACGUUCUCGCUAUGCGUGCCAUACAGCGAGACAACAGACGGAAAACAGUUUGACCAGCUUCUGGAAAUGGUCGCUACAAGGGGACGGGUUAUAUUUAGACUUUUUGAGCACCCGUCUCAUGCGAUAGUGAAAGGUGCUGGACUAGUAACGAGGGCGUUAGUCGAAGAAGGCAGUGGUGGGGUUGGUACCAGGAUUCAAGGCCUGGCGUUAGCCGAAGCGGCCCUGCCCAGACAUUUACUUACAGCUCUAUACGACCAGACCAGACCGCGGCAUGGCAACUUGGCCAGACUACACCACAGGCAUUUGGCAAGACAUCUGGUUGCGUUGUGGCUGGUUGAUCAUCCACCUGCAGCGGAUUUGUUGAGGAGAAUUAUGCCAUCAGGUCUACUAGCGUUUCUAGAAUCGGCUGAUGCUCCUCCAGCGGCUGUCUUGGAAGAGGAAGCAUUGCAGGAACGGGAUAACUUACAAUUAGCUCAGGCGGUGACGAAACCACGGACGGGCAAACAUUGGGACGCUGUUAAGUACGUGGAGAAACAUUUGGAGCAUUAUGCCUCAAUGGCUCUUCAGCACUGGGCCCAAAGGGCUCGCAGUACGGACCCACGGAAGGAGAUACAAGCGCGUCCAGUAGUAUUGCGCAGACGCAGGGAACGACUUAAAUCAACUGCUAAUUGGCCUUUAUUCUACUACCAGUUUCAUAAGGAUCACGCUUUGCCUAAUCUCAUUUGGAAUCAUACCACAAGAGAAGAACUUCGGAAUGCCCUUGAAAAAGAGCUCCGAGAUUUCUCAGCUGAUAGAGAAGUAGCUGGAACUACUCUCACGUCCUGGAAUCACGCCGAGCUAGAGGUGCACUACCAGUGCCUUCAGAAUGAGGUCAAAAUUGGUGACUACUAUUUGAGGAUACUGCUGGAACAGAAGGAUAAUGAUGACAGUCCUAUACGGAAGUCGUACGAAUUCUUCAAUGAUCUCUAUCACCGGUUUUUGUCAACACCAAAAGUGGAAAUGAAAUGUAUGUGUUUGCAAGCGAUGACUAUUGUGUAUGGGAGGUACUACGAGGACAUUGGGCCCUUCGCCGACACUAAAUACAUUGUGCAAAUGUUAGAUAGAACAUGCGAUAGAAUGGAGAGGGAUAGACUGGUGCAGUUCCUAGCGAAAUUAAUAUUACAUAAAAAGAAUGUUAGUGAAAUCUUAGAAUGGAAUGGUAUACGAAUUCUAGUUGACCUCAUGACCUUAGCACAUUUGCAUACAUCGCGCGCGAUGGUGCCAACUCAAUCAAACGUCAUCGAAGGCCCAGCGCAGACGAGCGAUGGAGAUAGAGAGUGGUAUUAUAAUCUGGAGAAAGGAGAGAAGGUCGUCAGAAAGGGGCCUGUUAGUUUUCAACAGCUAAAAGAUCUAUACAAAUCAGGGGAAAUCAACAACAAGACGAAAUGCUGGGCCAACAGCAUGGAAGGUUGGAGAGCAGUGGCCGGUAUACCACAACUCAGAUGGAGCAUCGCCGCUCGAGGACCACCAGCCCUCACUGAGACGGAGUUGGCAGCGACUGUACUUGACUUACUGAUAACCUGCUCUAAGUAUUAUCCUAGCAGGGAUGAAGAAGACGCAGUAAUAAGACCUCUGCCGAGGGUGAAGCGGCUGUUAUCGGAACCGGCUUGUUUGGCGCACGUCGUACAACUCUUAUUGACCUUUGAUCCUAUACUUGUGGAAAAGGUGGCAACACUGCUAUACGAAGUGAUGCAGGACAACCCAGAAAUUUCGAAGCUGUACCUCACCGGAGUAUUUUACUUCAUGCUCCUCUAUACAGGUUCUAAUUUAUUGCCGAUCGCCCGGUUCCUGCGACUCACGCAUAUGAAGCAAGCCUUUAGAGCAGAUCAGUCGACGUCAGAUAUAAUGCAGAGAUCGAUUCUUGGUCAAUUGUUGCCUGAGGCGAUGGUCUGUUAUCUGGAGAAUCAUGGCUCUGAGAAAUUCGCCCAAAUUUUCUUGGGCGAGUGGGAUACGCCUGAGGCAAUAUGGAACUCCGAAAUGAGACGCAUGCUUAUAAUGAAGGUAUCAGCGCACAUAGGGGAAUUCACGCCGCGGCUAAGAGCACACAUAGCGGCCCGUUACCCGUACUUGGCGAUCCCAGCUGUCAGAUACCCUCAACUCAGUCACGAGUUGUUCUGCAAUAUGUUCUAUUUGCGCCAUUUGUGCGACGAACACAAGUUCCCGGAUUGGCCUAUACCGGAUUCAGUGGGUCUUCUAAAGGACGUGUUAGAAGCGUGGCGUCGCGAGGUAGAUAAAAAGCCAGCGUCGAUGACAGCGGAACAAGCGUAUAUGGUGCUGGGGCUGAGUGGGAGUGGGCCUCAGGAUGAAGCGGCUGUUCGGAAAGCCUAUUACAAAUUGGCACAGCAGUAUCACCCUGAUAAGAAUCCCGAAGGACGGGAUCGUUUUGAGGCCGUAAAUCACGCAUACGAGUUCCUCUGCAGUCGCAACGUGUGGUCGGGUGACGGACCGAACACGAAUAACAUUCUGCUCAUAUUACGCACUCAGACCAUACUGUUCAAGAGAUAUUCUGAAGUACUAGCCCCAUACAAAUACGCGGGCUACAAACAACUCCUGCGCACCAUGCAGUUAGAGACAGAGGGUGAGCAAUUGUUCGCGGAACAAGACGCAUCUGUGGCAUUGUUGCCCGCUGCUGCUGAACUUGCGCAUGCGACUGUACACUGUUCUGCCUUGAAUGCGGAGGAAUUGUGCCGCGAGGAUGGUUUACAGGUUCUAAGUUCGGCUCUGUCCCGCUGUGUAUCAGUGUUGGGUGGUAGUAAAGCGGACAGUACAGCGGCCCGCGUGUGCGCACAUUGCGCUCGUAGCUUCGCUGUUGCUGCCGGUUUUCCUUCUUGUCGGGCUGCUGCUGCUGCUCUGCCAAAUCUUGCUGCAGAUCUAGUGCCAUUGCUCAAACGGCCGCAAUUGGGUGAUACGGCAUGCGCGGGCGCCGAAGCUGUUGCAGCGUUAUCAGCGGAACCGACGUGUCGCGUUUUACUGGCGAAGGCCGGUGCCGUUCACGCGCUGUUGCCGCCCGUUCUGCAGUACGACUACACGCUCACCGAAAGUGGUAUGGACACGGAGAAAGCGUCUAGCAAACAGGAGAUCGCUAACCGUCUAGCAGUACAAUGUGUACGCGCAUUGUCCGCAUUGUAUGGACCUCACGAAGAGACUUCCCCAAUAGACGACAGUGUUAAAGAUGCCCUUCAUCUUCUCCUGACACCAUACCUUUGCUCCAAACUUGCCAAUCCUGAUACGCAUGAGCUCCUAAAAACCCUAACAUCCAACUGGAGAACGCCAUAUCUUGUAUGGGAUAACAGUACAAGAGCAGAACUACGAGAGAUGCUUCGCGAUUAUCGCUACUUUAGUGAUGAUGAACCUCUUAUAACGCCAUUCGAAUAUUCUGCCCAUGAGCGUUUGUUACUUGUUGGUGGGGUCUACUUACAUAUAUACAAUGAGCAGCCAGAGUUUACUAUAGAGAAUCCUCAACAAUUCGUUUUAGACUUGUUGAAGUUCGUAGAAAGCGAAAUACAAAAAGACUUGACGGAUGAAAGGGCAGAACACAUCACCCUUGCGUUGAAUUCGCUCGCCCAUUGUAUUAUUAAGAAUCCAGGCGUAGAAAUACAAUGCAACGGCCAGUUCGGUUUAAUCUUCGGCCUUUUAUCUGCUCGGUCCCACCCACCGGUUUGCAUUGCGGCCCUCCGCUGCGUCUCGGCUACGGCUGGUUGCCGCGAGUGCGUCGAAGAUGUUGCCGCGAGCGGCCUUCUGGGACAUUUGUUGCCGCUCCUUGUGGCCUCGCAACAGGUUGAGGCCGUGACCGCCAUGUCCGCUUUGCUUGCCAGUACCGCGCUUGUUAGAGAGGCGUUGGCAAAAGGGGCUGUGAUUUACCUUCUAGACCUCUUCUGCAAUAGCAAAUUACCAGAGAUGAGAGAGGCUGCUAUAGAUUUGUUAGCUAGAAUGAUGUCCGACAAGUUGCAUGGACCUAAGGUCCGCCUAAGUAUAUCCCGGUACGUCCCGGGCGUGUUUGCCGAAGCCAUGCGGGAAGCGGGGGGAGUGAGUGCCGUUCACAUGUUUGACGGUAGUCACGAGCAUCCAGAACUUGUGUGGAGCGACGAGUCGAGGCAACGGGUCCGCCAACUUGUUGCCCAGCUUAGAGAUCAACACUUCUCAAGACAAGUCCGUGACCCGUCCGUGCACUUUGAAGACCGUGAAGCAAAUGACCGAGGCGAAGUACGGUGGGCGCCCCCUGGUGAAAUCGUAGUCGGAGAUGUAUACCUCAAACUCUAUCUACAGAAUCCUCAUUGGUCUCUACGAAGCCCUAAGAGGUUCCUACAGGAACUGCUCAGCGAAACUGUUACGGCGUUAGCUAAGGAUACUUCAGAGGGCAGUCGCGGUGACAUAUGCGCGAAGGCCUUAGCGGUAUUGGUCCGAUCUCAGCCGACGAUGGCGGAGGCUUGUGCGCAGUUGGGCGAAGUGCCGAGACUCACCCGCCUGCUCACUUCGUGUCCGAUACACGCCGUGCCCGUACUGGCUGCGUUGGCUAAUUCACAGGCGUGUGUAGCGGCGUUGUCGCAAACUGAAGUGAUGUCAGGGCUAAAGACGGCUGUGAAGAGUUGUCGCGAAGUGGUCGGCGGUGCUUGUGAGGCGCUCGCUGCUAUCUUUAACAGCUCGGCUAAUACCGAUAAAUUAGUUUUGCAGGCUUUAGACUCAGACCUAAUAGGAGAGCUUCUAUCCCUUCUAGAAAGUGGUAUAGAAGGUGAAACAGCGGCAAGACUAGUGAACGCCCUCAAAGCGAUGGCCCGUUCGAACGCGUACGGCGAACGCGUACGUACAACGCUGGCUAGAUCACGUGUGUGGGAACAGUAUUCUGCGCAGAGGCACGAUCUGUUUAUUACGUCUGCGCCUAAUCAACAUUCGCUUACAGCGGCCCCUCAUUCCGCGGGUUACUUGACAGCCCCGCCCGUCAACAUUCCUGCGCAGCCGCCGCCCAUCGACUGACGCACGCACGUCUCCCUUCUGGCGCAUCCUCUCUAGUACGCUUUAUCCUAUUAAUAUGUUUAUUCAAAUAUUUAGAAACGGACUGAUCUGGAUGGAUUUUUUGUAAAAAUGGAUACCGAAUCGUUUUGGAUAUAUUCGGACGACAGACGCGUGUUACGUGACAUUUUAUAAUCACGUGGUUUAGAAAAAUUUCAUGUUACUUUAUAUUGCACAUUAAAUUCUAAA
Molecule: messenger RNA, 7056 nt
Organism: Pieris napi
Lineage: Eukaryota; Metazoa; Arthropoda; Insecta; Lepidoptera; Pieridae
Gene: Rme-8
Product: dnaJ homolog subfamily C member 13
Exons: 39
Coding region: 166-6831 (2221 amino acids)
Biological process (GO): regulation of early endosome to late endosome transport; endosome organization; receptor-mediated endocytosis
Cellular component (GO): endosome membrane
Source: RefSeq, a predicted model, not a curated record